AUGCCUCCUCCGCCACCUCCUGGGCCUCCGCCACCUCCCGGGCCUCCGCCCCCGCCUUUGUUCGGCGGUUCUAAGAGUAAUGCACCAGAUAACAGAGGUGCUUUACUAAAUUCUAUUAGGCAAGGUACAAAACUAAAAAAAACUGUGACAGUGGACAAAAGUGGACCUUUUAUAGCGGGGAAAACAACAAGUGUGAGUAGUAGUUCCCCUGUGGGUAACGGUGUGAAGACCGGGGGCUCCAAUUUCAAUGGAGGAGGCCCUCCAGGUUUGGGUGGACUCUUUGCAGGUGGAAUGCCUAAGCUAAAACCCACUGGAAAAUUAUCAGGCACAACACCGAAUGGUCAAAUCAGAUCAGAUCCCCCAAGGUUUCCUCCGCCCCAACCAAGGUCUCCAGAGAAGACGAAACCGGAGCACACGAGACAGUUUCCCGGACCCAAUGUUGCUGCAAUAUCUGAAGCUCUCGCUUCAAGGGAUGUCCCUCCAGCGAGAGAGGCUCCGACAAGAGAGGCACCUAGCAGGCCUAUGGUCAGACGUCAACCGAGUGAAAUUAAAACAAGAGGUCCUCCCCCUGAACCACCCACGCAGAAACAAGUUAUGCCUUUGAGUUCAUCGGAUUCCAUUCUGACUACGGGUUCCGUAGCUGAACGUAGUCGCAGUCUCCAACAGGCGUCAGAACAGAGCCUGCCACAGACAGUCGUGUCGACCUUACACAGGAAUAGGAGUUCUCUACAUUCUGGCUCACAGAUGUCUUUGGGAGGUUCCAUGACGUCACUAUCAUCAUCGCCGCAAACCCCGUCUCCUUCAUCGUCAUUGUCAACAUCCGAUCUCUCGGACCGUCCCCGCGUGAGUCACGGGAAGCCCAACCUGGCGCCGAAGCCCCCGGCGUUGGCCCCCGCCCCGGAUAGGCCUUCGCCACCGCCCAAGAAGUUGAUAGUGAAUGGCAAGCUGGCGGCACGAGCACAGAGUAUGAGGGCUCCGAGGUCCCCCCCGGUGUCGCCCCCGUCCCCCGCGAGCGCCCGCCCCCCGCCGCCCUCCACACAACUGGUACACACCAAGAACCCAGCAUCACACUUCGGUACCCUGCGCGCGCCCCGCGGUCUUCGCCCCCCUGGCGUGUGUCCCCCUCCCCCGCCGGGUGCUCCGCCCCCGCCCCCCGUGCCUCCAGCGAGGGCUGCCUCACUGGCUCAGAACCCACCGCCGCCGCCGCCGCCACAUCAUCACCGGGUAUAUCAUACUAGCAGUACAAGUAGUGAGGACGCUCCUCUACCGCCUGUUCGAGGCUCGUCCAUUCGCGCCGAGCUCGAGGCGAGGUUCGCUGAACUGUUCCACCCACAGACGAGCUUCCCACAACCAGAACCCUUCCUCAGAGUAACCAAGGGAUACAGCAGCGCCACAGUCGGUAAGUACGCGUGA
Molecule: messenger RNA, 1413 nt
Organism: Danaus chrysippus (African queen)
Lineage: Eukaryota; Metazoa; Arthropoda; Insecta; Lepidoptera; Nymphalidae
Source: the annotation of a GenBank genome assembly